ACUCUGAAUACAAUAUGUAUUUAUUUAUUCUCCCAUAAGUGUUCAUCAUGUCUGUGUGUGAGAAAUCAAUUGCUUGCAUUUGCAUGUUUUGGUAUGAAAUUAAUUGAUUGUGAAUUAUUUGUACUCAAGAAACAAUAUUAUUAACAUUUGUGGAGCAGCAUUAUGUAACCAUCCAUCCAUUUUCUGUACUGCUUGUUUCCAUGGGGGUCACGGGCGUGCUGGAGCCUAUGCCAGCAGUCAUCAGGCAUUAUAUAACCAUAUUUGUAGAAUUCCUUGCAAAGGUUAAAUUCCCAGGUUUGUAAUCCUUAGAUUUACAUAACCACUUCACCUCAAUAUAUAAACAUUUAAUGGCUCUGACUCGUAAAAUGUAUAGCCACAAUUCCAAUGUCCACAUUGAAGCAGAUGUAGGUUAUGUGUGGUGAUUAGAGCUCUAUCCUCUCUUGACCUUUUGGGAAUUCUUAGUUCCCUGUCAGCGUCGUCAUCAAUGGUCAACCUUUAGUAAUGGAUGAUAAUAUCUGUAAAUUAUGACAUUUUGAUUGACUUCGAUACCACUUUACAAACACUCCAUUCAGUUACAAAGGUCACUGAAAGACUCCUCAAUGGUCAGGCUCCUCCAUGGUUACAUCAUAGUGAGUUAGUGCCAUUUUUUGUUUUAUUAUUUUUAUUUUUCUGUGGGAUCAUUGUGGUCUGCUGAUAUAUAUGUAUGUCCGUCGGCCUCUAAUUGUGGAAUUUACUUCAUUUUGAGAUAAGAGCUGACUCAAUGUCGACCCAUUCUAAGUGACCCAAGACUGAUAUGAAAUAAAACAAUUAUAUUGGGAUAAUAAAGUGUCCACUUGGAGGCCCCGCCUCCUCCCACCAUUCAAGUUGCAAUCAGCUGUUAAGAGUCUGAAGGCGAUCAGCCGCCUCACACAACCUGUUGAGGAGCCGCUAAAGACGUUCGUUCACUUAAGACGCAGACAUGGAGAAAGAUGCUCGACCCAAAUGGGACAGUCCUUUGCAGUUCGUGUUGGCCUGUGUUUCUUAUGCGGUCGGACUGGGGAACGUAUGGCGAUUCCCAUACCUGUGCCAGAUGCACGGCGGAGGUGGUUUCUUGAUUCCAUAUCUUGUGAUGCUGUUUAUUGAGGGUGUGCCUUUAUUCUAUAUGGAGCUUGCCAUUGGUCAGAAGAUGCGCUUGGGAAGCAUCGGGGCCUGGUCGGCCAUUAACCCGUAUUUGGGAGGAGUGGGUCUUGCGAGUGUUGUAGCAUCCGUGUAUCUUUGCCUCUACUACAACAUUAUCAAUGCAUGGAGCUUCUGGUACCUCUUUCACUCAUUUCAAUCUGUCCUGCCCUGGUCAGACUGUCCCGUUAAUUCCAACCAGACCGGACUUGUAGAAGAGUGCCAAAAGGCUUCGUCGACCCAAUACUUCUUUUUUAGAGAAACACUGAACACGUCUUCUUCGAUUGAAGAGAAUGGAGGCAUCCACACAGGUCAGGCUUUGUGUCUCCUGCUGGCCUGGGUGAUCACCUACCUCUUUAUUAUCCAUGGAGUAAAAUCAUCUGGGAAGGUGGUUUACUUCACUGCCACAUUUCCUUAUGUGGUCCUCAUGAUUUACCUCAUCCGGGGUUUGACUCUUCCUGGUGCCAUCUAUGGUAUCAAGUACAUGUUCACGCCUAAGAUGGAAGAACUGGCCAAUCCCACUGCAUGGAUAAAUGCUGCUACUCAGAUUUUUUUUUCUCUGGGUUUGGGAUUUGGGUCGCUCAUAGCGUUUUCCAGCUACAAUCAAUACAACAACAACUUUGAGAAACAGGCCUUCAUCGUCUCACUCAUCAACAGUGGAACUUCAAUCUUUGCUUCCAUUGUCACCUUUUCCAUUUAUGGCUUUAAAGCCACAGUUAACUAUGAGAACUGCCUGGAGAGGACACGCAUUUUGCUGCUAAAUACUUUUGAUUUGGCGGAGGACACUAUCAACAUAAACAAUGUGUUUGACUGGAUUAAGACACUCAAUGCAACAUACCCGGAGCAGUUUGCUGAACUUGGCAAUAAACUGGAAGCCUGUGACCUAAAUGAUGAACUAGACACGGCAGUGGAAGGGGUUGGUCUCGCUUUCAUUCUGUACAGUGAAGCCAUUCAAAACAUGCCCCUGCCUCAGUUGUGGUCAGUGUUGUACUUCUUCAUGCUUCUGCUUCUGGGAUUGGGCAGCAUGCUGGGCAACUUGACUGCCAUUACCACCCCACUACGAGACUUUAAGAUACUGUCCAAAGUUAGCAAUGAGGUGUUAAACGGGACAUUGUGUCUAAUCCUGAUGCUUCUCGGCCUGGCCUUUACCACCCCAUCUGGAAAUUAUUGGUUUACCAUAUUUAAUGAAUACGGAGCAUCUUUCUCUCUGCUUUUUGUUGUCCUCGUUGAGAUUCUGACUGUCAGUUACCUUUAUGGACUCAAAAGGUUUGAAAAAGAUAUUGAAGACAUGCUUGGCCACCGUCCAAACUGGUACUUGAAGAUCAUGUGGGGCAUAGUCAGCCCUCUUCUCCUAAUAUGCCUAUUUGUCUUCUAUAUUGUCAACUAUAUCCGAGGAGGAACACCUACUUACCAAGCAUGGAACAAGGAGCUGGGAAAGACUGUGGUGACCGACUAUCCGGUUUUUGGUCAAGUCUUCAUUGCCAUACUGUUGGCAUCUGCCGUCAGCUGUGUUCCCCUCACGGCUCUCUAUGUGUACUGCACGAACAGGAAACAAUCAAAUUCUAUCAAGAAUAGACAAUCGGUCAACACGAUAUCUACUUAGAGCACCUAAGUGUAGAUGAUAAGUGCACCUUUUCAAUUUUGUUGAUGUGGUCCAAUUUUACGACCGUUUUUUUUCUUUCUUUCUUAAGGCACUUUACACAGGUCACAGCGGGUAUAAAACCACACUCCUCACCGCUGUGUGAGCAAGGAGUAAUUCCUUUUUAGAAGAAACAUCCAGUAGGCUUGCUAAUAUUACUCCCAGUCGAAAUAAGGAUGUAGUCGUCGCAGUGUUGUUUACAAGCAGGAAUAGCAAGGAGAAAUAGGAA
Messenger RNA from Syngnathus acus (greater pipefish), 3023 nucleotides. Its product is annotated as sodium- and chloride-dependent transporter XTRP3A-like. The record is from RefSeq and is a predicted model, not a curated record. The coding region runs from base 959 to 2758 and encodes 599 amino acids. The transcript is spliced from 11 exons. Gene Ontology annotation, cellular component: plasma membrane. NCBI's taxonomy places the organism in Eukaryota, Metazoa, Chordata, Actinopteri, Syngnathiformes, Syngnathidae. Gene Ontology annotation, molecular function: L-proline transmembrane transporter activity. Gene Ontology annotation, biological process: sodium ion transmembrane transport.